Molecule: messenger RNA, 5978 nt
Organism: Ctenopharyngodon idella (grass carp)
Lineage: Eukaryota; Metazoa; Chordata; Actinopteri; Cypriniformes; Xenocyprididae
Gene: mid1
Product: midline 1
Exons: 10
Coding region: 274-2304 (676 amino acids)
Molecular function (GO): zinc ion binding; protein binding
Source: RefSeq, a predicted model, not a curated record
GUCGGACUUCCCUCUGUAGCGUGUAUGUGCGUGUAUGUGUGUGUGUGAGAGAGUGUGUGAGUUCACCGUUGCGCACUGGCAGUGACUUUGGAUUAAGCGUGAACCAUCUGGAAUUCCUGCUCUGGCACAAGAGCUUUUUUCCGCGUAAAACACGCUUUCUGAAAUCUGUACAGAAGUUCUGGAAAUGGCUGUGAAGCGUGAAGCGACGCGAAAUCCAUCGACGGCUAAACGGCUUCCCUGGGUUUCGCUGACGUCACCAUCGCUUCACUGAAGAUGGACACACUGGAGUCGGAGUUGACUUGCCCAAUCUGUCUGGAGCUUUUCGAGGAUCCUCUGCUGCUGCCCUGCGCCCACAGCCUGUGCUUCAACUGCGCCCACCGCAUCCUGGUGUCCCACUGCAGCUCAUUCGACGAGUCCACCAAACCGUACUCCGCCUUCCAGUGUCCCACCUGUCGCUAUGUCAUCACCCUUGACCAGCAGGGUCUAGACGGCCUCAAGCGCAACGUCACUCUGCAGAACAUCAUCGACCGCUUCCAGAAGGCCUCUCUGAGCGGGCCCAACUCGCCGACCGAGACCCGGCGCUGCCCCCGCGAGCAGUUCCCUCCAGCCGUGGAUGACGGCAGGGCCAUGAGUUCACCGUGCGAGGCGGUGCAGUGCCAGUUCUGCGAGCAGGACCCGCCGCAGGAGGCGGUGAAGACCUGCGUCACCUGCGAGGUUUCCUACUGCCAGGAAUGCCUGCGUGCGACUCACCCCAAUAAGAAGCCCUUCACCGGACACCGGCUGACGGAGCCCGUGCCGGACGCGCGUCUCCGAGGACUGGCCUGUCCCGAGCACGGAGAGGAGAAGGUCAACAUGUACUGUGUGACGGACGAGCAGCUGAUCUGCUCUCUGUGUAAGCUGGUGGGGCAUCACCGCGAACACCAGGUGGCGGCGCUGGGGGAGCGAUUCGACAAGCUGAAGCAAAUGUUGGAUUCCAACCUCAGCAAUUUGAUCAAGAGGAACAGCGAGCUGGAAAACCUCAUGGGGAAGUUGAUCCAGACGUGCCAACAUGUGGAGCACAACGCGGCUCAUCAGGAGAGCAAACUGACAGAAGAGUGUGACACGCUGAUCAACAUCGUACAGCAGAGGAGACAAAUCAUCGGGACCAAAAUAAAAGAGGGAAAAGUGGUUCGGCUGAGAAAGCUAGCUCAACAGAUAGCUAACUGCAAACAGUUUGUGGAGAGAUCGUCCUCCCUCAUCGCUCAAGCGGAUCAGGCUCUGAAAGAGACCGAUCACGCUCGAUUCCUACAGACUGCAAAGAGCAUCUCAGAGAGAGUCUCAAUGGCAACAGCGUCCUCACAGGUCCUGAUUCCAGAGAUCAACCUGAAUGACGCGUUUGACGCAUUCGCACUGGACUUUUCCAGAGAGAAGAAGAUGCUGGAAGGUCUGGAUUAUCUCACAGCUCCGAACGCUCCCACCAUCCGCGAGGAGCUUUGCACGGCAUCUCACGACACCAUCACAGUCCACUGGACAUCAGAGGAUGAAUUCAGUGUGGUUUCAUAUGAACUCCAGUAUACCAUCUCCACCGGCCAGGCUAAUGUCGUCAGUCUGUGUAACUCGAUGGACAGCUGGAUGAUCGUGCCCAACAUAAAGCAGAACCACUACACCGUUCACGGCCUGCAGAGCGGAACCAGGUACAUCUUCAUCGUGAAGGCCAUGAAUCAGGCCGGGAGCCGCAGCAGUCCGCCGGGAAAACUCAAGACAAACAGUCAGCCGUUUAAGCUUGACCCCAAGUCGGCCCACAGGAAGUUAAAGGUCUCGCAUGACAAUCUGACGGUGGAGCGGGACGAAGCCUCGUCCAUGAAGAGCCACGCUCAGGACCGCUUCGGCGGCACGGGGAACUACGGCGUCACAGGGAAUGUGUACAUCGACAGCGGGCGGCACUACUGGGAGGUUCUGAUCGGAGGGAGCACAUGGUUUGCCAUUGGCAUCGCUUAUAAAUCUGCUCCCAAACACAGCUGGGUCGGUAAGGACUCGGCGUCGUGGGUCUUGAGCCGCUGCAACACCUCGUGGGCCGUGCGUCACAACAGUAAAGAGUUUCCCAUCGAACCGUCCCCUCACAUGCGGCGUCUGGGCGUCCUGCUGGACUACGACUCCGGCUCUCUGGCGUUCUACGACGGCGCGGGAACACAACACCUCUACACCUUCGACAUCGCCUUCUCACAGCCCAUCUGCCCCGUCUUCAGCGUGUGGAACAAGUGCUUGACCGUCCUGACGGGGCUGCCUAUUCCUGACCACUUAGAGAUCAGUGACCCGCACGACUGAAGCCAUUACACCUGCUGUUAACAUGCAUCUCAGAUGAAGGGUUGUGUACCAGAACCAACUCAACAUAUGCCGCUGUCAUACCGAAAAUACAUACUUUACAGUUCUGCUUUAUACACAAUUUCACAUCUUCAGUACACACAUUUCAGUCAAUUUAUGCAAUGUGUCAAACCUUUAAACCACCGGAGAAUAAUCAGUCCGCGGAAAGAGUUUACAAGUAGCCCAAUUCUGCUGGAAAACCAUGAACUUGGCAGAUUUAAAGGGAUAUUUCACAUCAAAAUGAAGAUUCUGUCAUCAUUUCCUCACCCUCAUGUCGUUCCAAACCGUAAGACUUUCCUUCAUUUUUGAAACACAAAUGAAGAUAUUUUAAUGAAGUCUGAGAAAUCUCUGAUGUUUCAGAUGGUAAAAUAAAUCCAUAUGAAUGGAUAUGGAUUUCAGAGACUUGGAUUAAACCGCUCUAAACAUAUGGAUUUAUUUUACCGUCUCUUUAUGAAUGUUUGGAAGCGAGUUUUGUGUGAACAGACUUUCAGUGGAGGGACAGAAAUCUGUCAGAUUUCAUUAAAAUAUCUUCAUUUGUGUUUUGAAGAUGAAGGAAAGUCUUACAGGUUUGGAACGACAUGAGGGCGAAUAAACGAUGGCAGAAUUAUCAUUUUUGGGUGAACUUACACUUCAAGGCAGGACACUACAGGCAAAUAUAUUGUUUUUUAUUUUCAUGCACUGCUCAAUUUCAAGAUUUUGGGCUAUUUUGGCUUUUUAUAAUGUUUUUUUUUUUUCAGACUAGUGUAAAAACUUCCAAAAUGCACUUUUAAGUGUUUAUUUUAUUGCACUUUAUCUGUUUGCGUCUGUAAGUUUCAUUUUCAACACAUAUUUGCGUCAGAAAUCUCCACUUCAGCAGCUUUACAUUCACCAAACUUUACAGUUUUAUUCAUAUAUAUAUUCUAAAGGUUUGUUCAUAUAUCAUUUACUUAGAACGUUUCAUUCCUGAAAACAUGAUGAAAAUACUUUUUUUUUUUUUCUGUCUGUUGACUGUAUUUUCUGGUUUAUGGAGUGAUGAAGAGAAUCCUCUCUGUAAAAACCUGCAAUAUGUCAGCAAAAUCAAACAGGAAUGACGAAUCUUGCUUUAUCCAGUGUUCAGAUUUCUGCUCUGGAAAUGUAUGCAAAUGAGUGCAUAUUUGAUUAGAUAAUGCCUCAUUUGCAUAUUGCAUAACAUUUCAGAAAAUAUUUGCAGUUCUUAAUAUAAUCAAUCAAGUGAGCGAGUACGAUGAUAUAUUUUACUAACGUGAUCAUUUGAGAUGGAUGUUAAUACAGGGUAAACCAGGCUCCUGCAGAACUGGACUAGAAUCUCUGUUUGCCUGUAAGAAAAGUCCACAACACUAUUCCUGUUUCACCUAAUAAUAAUCGCUUGACCUACAUUCCAUAAUUAAGCACCUUGAAUCGUAAUAGUUGUCGUCCGAGCAGAAUUAUUUAUGACUCUUCUGUCUCCUGCACCUUGAGUCACUUUAUUUACUCAUUCUUUAGGGUUUUAGUGUCUGUGUAAGAUUGUGUGCGAACACCAAAUUCAUGAGAUGGAAUCAGCGCUGACACAUGAUUUACUGUUGUGAUCCUGCUCCUGUGUGACUGACUGGUGCUCUUCUCGGCUGUGUUCGGAAUGGAAUACUAGCUUACUGCGUUCUGAAUACUGUAAGGUAUACUCUGUUAGCUGGGAAAUAAAGUUAUUUUACAUUUUAUUUCUUAAUCUAUAUGUAGAAUUCAGAAAGCUUUGUUAUUAGCGACACUGGUGGCCGUUAAGUGAACUGCAGCAGCAACUUACUGCUCGUGCGCACAUGACGUACAAGAGACUGAACGUGAUUCAAGGCCCGAUAUACUCAGUCUUUAUGGAAGCUUGUUUUCGCCACUGAAUAAAAAAUGAUAUAAACUCGCAAUUUUGACUUUUUUCUCUGAAUUGCAUGAUAAACUCGCAAUUUUGACUUUAUGUCUGAAUUGCGCGAUAUAAACUCACAAUUUUGACUUUUUUCUCUGAAUUGUGUGAAACUCACAAUUUUGACUUUUUGUCUGAAUUGCGCAAUAUAAACUCACAAUUUUGACUUUUUUCUCUGAAUUGCACAAUAUAAACUUGCAAUUUUGACUUUUCUCUGAAUUGCGCGAUAUAAACUCACAAUUUUGACUUUUCUCUGAAUUGCGCAAUAUAAACUCGCAAUUUUGACUUUUUGUCUGAAUUGCGCGAUAUAAACUCACAAUUUUGACUUUUUGUCUGAAUUGCGCAAUAUAAACUCACAAUUUUGACUUUUCUCUGAAUUGCGCGAUAUAAACUCGCAAUUUUGACUCUUUUCUCUGAAUUGCACGAUAUAAACUCACAAUUUUUACUUUUCUCUGAAUUGCGUGUUUAAAUCAGGCAAUUCUGACUUCGUAACUUACAAUUCUGACUUUAUAUCAUGCAAUUGCGAGAAAAGAAGUCAGAAUUGUGAGAAAAAAGUCAGAAUUGUGAGAUAUAAAUUCUCGCAAUUUUGAUUUUAUUUCUUGCAAUUGUUAGUUUAUAACUCGCAAUUCUGACUUUAUUUCGCAAUUGUGAGAAAGAAAAAGUAAUUAUCUUUUUUAUUUUUUAUUCGGUGGUGGAAACAAGCUUCCAUACCUUUUCAUUCUUCACUUAGAAGUAACAAGUUGUAAAUACCUUUACUGUUGACGAACAUCCCGACGCCGUCACGCUGCUGAGAGCGACGGUUAGAUGAAUAUGUAAAUCUGUGCUGCGCGCUUUCCUCUCAAUAACAAAAUAAACACAACAAAACUUACAGAAAGCAGCAGUUAAGAAGCAUCUGGAUAUGUUUGCACCAGCUCUGCGAUUCACCGACUUAAUGUCGAUAGAUGAGGUAAUUAAAAUUACACUGUUAUAAUUAUAAAGUAUAUAGGCUAUUUGAGACAGAUCUGGCUAUGUAACCGUUUGAUUUUCCCGGCAGAAACGACCCGAGUCCUUCACAUACAAAUCAGUCUACAGGCUUUCAUAGACAACCUAGAAACAAGGUUUUUAGGUUUCCUACAAGCUGUUCACACAUUGGCAAUAAAGUGAUUAAUAUGUGAACAGUUCUGACAUAUAACUUUUGCCAGUCUUAUUAAACACUGCAGAAGUAGUACAGUAGUACAGUAGUAUGCUAUUCCGAACAGAGCCAUAUUGUACGUGCACUUUUUCUAUGUAUCUGACCUUUACCCUGUAACUCUGCAAGAAAACUGUGACGUUUCAUUUGAUUAAUUUAAUUUUCAGGAUUGUUUUGGUCCCGCUUCGUUGGCAUAUUUCUCAUAUGAAAGAAGUAUGGAUAUAUCCUGAAAUGAGUUUAUAGUCAAGUAAUUAUUUAACUUUGAUGUUUUCAUCGUCACACAGAGGUUUGUGUUGGAUAGUCCGACCGGAAGCACAAAGGGAUGCUAGUUAAAUGUUUUCAGUCACGAUCAGUUUAUGACUUCUGUUAGAAAUGUCUUAUUGCAGAUUGAUUAGCACCUACUGCACUUCGCAUGAUUUGAUUUGAUUCACUUUUCUUUUCUUUUUUUGCCCUUUUCUGGAAAUGCUUCUAAAAUCUGGUUCAAUGUACAGUGUUACAGUUAUAUUUUGUAUUUCAGAUCAUUUUUUUCUGAAUUAAAAAAAAUUGUGAAAAAUGUUUUGCCCUGGAAUAAUAAAAUAGUUUGUCCCAUUA